GGGGCGAAGGGGGCACCGGGGCAUGGCGCGGCAGGUGCCCGUGACCUUCGAGGACCUGGCCGUGCAGUUCUCCGUGGACGAGUGGGCACUCCUGGAGGAAUGGCAGAGGGCGUUUCACCGUGACGUCAUGAGGGAGAACUUCGAGCUGCUGGUCUCCCUGGGUCAGCCGCUCUCCCCUUCCGUGUUCCUGUCCCUGACGGAGCCGUGGGAAGCCAACCGGGGCAAAGGCUGUUUGGGUCCCAGGGUGGCAGAGCGGCGCGGUGAAGACUGUGGCGCCACGGGCGAGUGGCAGGGCAGCCUGCACCUCAGUGCCUUGGUGCGGCUGGUGAAAACGAUCCCCGAGUUUCUGUUUGGGGAGACCAAGGCCCCCACGGAGACCGCGGAGAGGGGACCGGCGGGUGCGGAGCAUGAAGAAGGAAGCCCAGCAGAACCUCUUGAGCCUCUCAGGCCAGAAGGGGACGCGACAGGGCCAAUGGAGAGCUGCCUCCAAGAAGUUCCCGGCCACCCAGCCAUCUCUGCCGGCUGCUCGCCCGCUCAGGGGCCCGGGGACCUGAGGAGCCCGGAGCCCCAGUCCGGGAACCCACUCGGGGCCGAGCCGAUGGGCAGCCCCUGCCCCCGGCCAGCCCUCGGCGGAGGCAAGGAGACUCCAGAAUCUACACUUGUCCAGCUUGCUACACCCUCCUGCGGUCGGUCCCCGGGUGGCAUCCCCGGGGGCCGGGGGAGGCCGGAGUCGGACGGUGGAUCCAUGGGGCCAGAGGUCUCCCCCGGGAGCAGCCCCCUCGAAGGCCUCCUCAACUGUCUGAAGGAAAUCCUGGUGCACAGACCCCAGCCCUCCCCGCCGGCCGCCCACCGGACCUCUCCCCACGGCGCUCUGGGGGCCAGGGAGCCACCUAGGCUUGACAGAAAGGGAGGGGGGCCAUCCUGGGAAGUGAAAGCCGGAGGUAGUCCCCCUGCCCGGACCUCCCCUCUCCAGGACCUGCUCAACUGCCUACGGGACAUUCCUGAAACCAGGCCCCGCGGCCCCUCGCCGGCCCCCGGCCCCUCGCCUGCCGGCCCCCAGGCAACCAGCGGACCACCGAGGAGAGUGGAGCCCGGCCCCUGGAACUGGGCCUCUCGGGUGAAGACGGAGGUGGUAGUGGAGGAUGCCCGGGUCCCCGGCCCACAGAGCCAUAUACCCGACAGGCCCGCCCCUGCGGCCCGCCUGCCCGGCCUCAGCUCCGCCGGCAGCCCGCGGUACACCAGGGACCACCGAGGACCCGAGGUGCUGUGCUGGGCCCCGACUGCCCCCGUUGGCAGUGCCCACGGCUCACCCCUGGAGGCCCUGGAAGCCUGUCUGAAGGAGAUACCCGGGAGCAGGACCCUGCCCGCCCAACCCCCGGCCGGCCCAUGGGGGCUGAACCAUGGUGAGCUGGAAGCCCAGCGAUGGAAAGGGGAAGAGGUACCCGCGGGACUGGGCCCCAGGCAGGGGCUGAGGGGCUGGGGGAAGGAGCUCACCGCCUGCCGCUGGACCCACCCCAGCACACCCACCAGUGUCUCCUCUACCAGCAGCAUCGAUGGAGACCCAGAUAUCAGGGGGCCCGAGGGGAAGUGGGGCGGAGAGAUGGCGGCGGCGUUGACUGUGGCAGCGGAGACGGAGAGUUCCCCUCUCCGAGGCCUGGAGAAUUGCCUCAGGGAGAUCUCCGUGCGCAGAACCCCCAACGGCCAACCCCCCUGGGCCCUGCCGGGGGAUGGGGGGCAUCGAAGAGGGGAGCCCGGACGCUGGAGGCCACCGGACAGGGGAGGGCUGAGGAGUGAGGCCCCCGACCCCCACCGCCUAAGCCGAGGAGGCAAGGAAAUAGCUGGCAGGGCUGCCAGGCUCUCUGGUGCCUCCACUCACCCCUGGAGAGGGGUUGGGGACUCGUGGCUGGCUGAGGGGGCGUUGUGGAGGGGACCCUGGGAAGGGGAGUUCAAAGAGGCCAUGGCCGGACCCUCUCCGCUCCGGGGCCUGGAGAACUGCCUGCGGGGCAUCUCGGCCAUGAGGCCCCCUCACUUCACCUCUGCGGCCGGCCCCGGACCCAGCCCUGGACUCAGCCCCAGCCCCUGCCUCAGCGCCAGCAGCAGCAGCGGCAGUUCUGACGGGGAGGACCGGAGACCGGAGCCCGCAACGAGGCUGGCACUGCCCCACAAAGGCUCCCCGCUCUCCAGUCCGGGGCGCAGCCUGCAGGAUGCCCCCGCCCCGUGGCCCCAUCCCCCUGGCAUCUUCCCCAGCUCGGGCGGGGAUGUGAGCCCCAAGAAGCUGAAGAUGGAGGCCCAGGGAAUGCUUGUCACAGCUGUGAAGAUUGAGGAGGGCACAGGGGACAGCCCCCGGAGUAACCCUCCACUGCAGGAGAAGGAAGCAUCCGCAGAGAGGCCCUGUCUAUGCAGCACUCCCAGCAGCCCCAGAGGAGGGGCAUCGGCAGAAUCCUGUUCCUCUCUCAGGCCGAUGGACCCCGGGCCCGAGCCCAGCACCCCCUCCCCUGGUGGAGCCAAAGGAGUCGGGGGCCUCAAGGUCCCGGAGGCUGUGAUCUUGAAACCAAGUGAAGCAAAAGCCCCGAGGACAAGUUCCCCACUCUCUGGCCCGGGUGGCUGCUUGAGGGACUCGCCCAGCUGGGGCCCGGCCCCCACCAGUGCCUCAGUCUCCCCCAGCACCCUGACCAUCACCAGCAAGUCUCCCAUCGGCACCCCCGAGGGCGUGGCACGGGGAGGCCUGGAAAACAGCGGGUCAGCUCAGCUGGAGAAAGGCUCAGCUUCUCCCGGCGCAGCAGAACCGCCAGCCGAGAAGCCACAGAGCGGCCCCGGCGGCUCCGCCGGAACCCCGGACAUUUUCGCCGCACCGAGACCCAGUCAGGGGACCAAGCGAUCAUACAGUCAGGCCGAGAUGGGCGUCGGGCCCCUGUGCAGCGAGCCCCCGUGCAGCAGGACCCCUUGCAGCAGGUCCCCAUCCAGUGAACCACCAUGCACCGAGCCCCCUUGCAGCGAGCCCCCGUCCAGCGAGUCCCACCGCCCCUGGGCCGGCCCCAGCUGGACCCACCCCAUUGAGACCCCCGGCCAGACGGCAAGCCCCUCCAGCCCCCCGCCGCGGCCCCCCUGCCCCUGCGGUGACACGCUGCGCGAGGACCUCCGCGGCCUCGGGGCCACGCUGUCGCAGCAGCUGGGCCAGAUCGCCGCCGCGCUGUCCAACCUCUCACGUGACUUCGCCAACGUGAGGAGUCGUGUGGACCGACUGGAGCGUGGCUCCCGGCGGCGGCCCCCGCCCCUCUCCCGGGGCCGCCGCUGGGGCAAGGGUACUCUCCGCCGACGGCCCCGCCGCCCUGGGCCCACAGGUCCGCCUCCCGGGGAGCAGCCCACGGGAGCCGACGGGGGCAGCGGGCUGGGGUGCCCGGAGGGGACGCUGCCAGGUCCGCCCCCUUCGGCGCCCGCCGAGGCGUCCGGCCCCGUUCUCCCGGCCCCGGCUCCCUCGUCUCCGGGCCGCUCCCCCCUGCUGAACGGACGCCUUCCCUGUGGGCGGCCGGAGGGCUGCCUGGGCCCCCUGCCCACUCCGGCCCCGGCAUCCCCCUCUCCCCGGACUGCCCUCCCGCCACAGCCCGGAGGAGGGGAGGAGCCCCCGCCGGGUGCGGCCGUGCCUCUGGUCGUCCCCGGUGAGCGGAGGGAUGUUGGGAGCCCGGCCCUGGCGGCAGGCGGCGCCCCGCAGGGGCAGGACUGGGCCUGUGGCGACGGACACCCUGUCUGGGGAGCGGCCUGGGUGGACAGAGGAGAGCCCGUGGGCUGAAUUUGCAGGAGACUUGGGCUUCUUGAGGUUCCUCCCUCCCUCCUCUGCCUUCCGCUCUGUCAGGGUCAUUCUGGGGAUCAGCCCCCUCCCUGCCCCUCCUGCCGCUCAGUUCUGCCCUCGUGCUGCUGCCCUGCCUGUCUUUACCCCUUCUGCCUCUCCUCUGAGCUGCGGGGGGAGGGAGGAGGGACCGGGGGCAGUCCACUCUGACCCGGGGGCUAGAGCAAAACUCCCCCUUACUGCGCCUCACUGCUGAGUCCAGGAACAGCCAAAGUGUGUGUGUGUGUGAGAGAGAGUGUGUGAGGUUGGGGGGUGUCAGUGAGGCUGCCGGGUCUUUGCACAAAUCAUUGCCCACCUGCCCACUGCCCCCCUCCCGGCAAUUCCCAUUACCCCCUCCCCAGGCAGCAGCGCUUCCACAGGAGGGAACAGGGCCCAGCUCUUGCCCUCUUCUCCCUCGAACCCCCAAACACAUGCACCCAGGAUGGUGUGUCUCCCCACCCUCCCCCGACUCUGGCUGGCUAUCUUGCACUGUUUGUGCGGCACCGUGUCCUCUGUGCUACCCCUGAGCACAGAGGGCAGAGCAAAAUAUUAAACCCUUUGGUUGCUAAGGAGUGUGUAGGACUGCAGUAGAUGGGGCGCCAGCAGGGAGGUUAGGGGAGGAGGACCGCGAUCCUGGCCGAUCCCCACCAUAAGGGGUGGCAUGUGAGGUUGGUGCCAGGCUGUGCCUGCUGUGAGCUCUGCCCGCUGUGGGCUGGUGCUGAGUUGUGCCUUCUGGAGGCGAUGCCUACUACGGGCUGGUACAAAACUGCCUUGUUGUUGACUUGUUGAAGGUCUGGUACCCCUCAGAGGCGGGUAUCAGUGGGGGCGGGGGCAUCUUUCGGGCUGCAAGGUUCCAUCUGGCCAACAGCUCAUCCUGUGCCCUGGAUGGGCUGUGCUCCCCAAGUGCUUGGUACAGUGUUCUGCACACAGUAAGCGCUCAAUAAAUAUGAUUCGAUUGGA
Ornithorhynchus anatinus (platypus) is the source of this 4783-nucleotide messenger RNA. It is a transcript of the gene KRABD3, whose product is annotated as KRAB-A domain containing 1. The record is from RefSeq and is a predicted model, not a curated record. Bases 23 to 3787 code for a protein of 1254 amino acids. NCBI's taxonomy places the organism in Eukaryota, Metazoa, Chordata, Mammalia, Monotremata, Ornithorhynchidae. The transcript has 20 exons. Gene Ontology annotation, biological process: regulation of DNA-templated transcription.